AUGGGGAACUGCUUGUUUGGAGGCUUGGGGGAAGGUGAUGGAGUGAUCAAAGUCAUAACAUCAAAUGGUGGAGUCAUGGAGUUUUCAGGUCUCGUUACGGCAGGAACCAUCACAGAUGAGUUCCCAGGGCACGCCAUUUUUCGAAGCCAAGAUCUCUUUUGGAAACCACUGUUUCACCAUGAAGAACUCCUCCCUGGGAAAUCCUACUAUCUACUUCCACUAAACAGCAAAGAGGGUUCAGGUAAUAGCGGCCAGAUUGUGCGAGAAGGCCAUCUAAGGUCGAACAGCAUCCCGGCAUCUCUUGUUGCGCCUUACAGGAUGUCAUGUGAUUAUCAGGGUCAGGGGACACUGAAGAGGUCUCAUACGGAUGUUUUGUCGAGGCAUGACGACAAUGGGUUUUGGAAAGUGAAAUUAGUGAUCACCCCAGAACAGCUGUUGGAAAUUUUGUCACAGGAAGCUCGGACUCAAGAAUUGAUUGAGAGUGUUAGGACUGUCGCUAAGUGUGGAAAUAGAGUUGAAACUUCUGUUGGAUUUUCGGAUCAAUGGAGUUUGUCAAGCAGUAGGAAUGCGUCUUCUAACAAAGAUGGCUUGUUGUUAGACUUCUAG
This is a messenger RNA of Gossypium raimondii (Peruvian cotton), 606 nucleotides long. RefSeq lists its product as uncharacterized. The record is from RefSeq and is a predicted model, not a curated record. The transcript has a single exon. The coding region runs from base 1 to 606 and encodes 201 amino acids. Lineage: Eukaryota; Viridiplantae; Streptophyta; Magnoliopsida; Malvales; Malvaceae.